AUUUACCGAUUUGCCACCGCCAUUUCCUCAAAAACCCCCAUCCGAACUCCUUUCGCCUCUCUGUCAAACCCUAGCUCCGAUUUCAUUCAAAGGAGUCAACAGCUUAUCGCUUGCUCUAUCGGAUUUUUAUUCUGUCAACUCAAAUUACACUACCAGGCUUGUUCUUCAUGUAAGGAACUCCAACGAACAAGUGUUAGAUGCUGCAUCUGCUGCUCUAACUUUACUGAAGGAAUUAGAAGUUGAUGCAAUAAUUGGCCCUCAAGAAUCGGAGCAAGCAAAUUUCUUGAUUCGACUUGGAGAAAGAGCAAAUGUGCCAUUCAUUUCCUUUUCAGUUACAAGUCCUGCUGUUGUUCAUCCCUCAUCUUCUUAUUUCGUUCAGACAGCCAUAACCGAUUCGGCCCAAGUCGGUGCCAUUGCUUCGAUUAUCAAACACUUCCAGUGGAAUCAAAUCGUUCUUGUGUACGAAGAUUCUCACUACGGCAACUCCAUAAUUCCGUAUUUGGUCAAAUCAUUCCAAGAAGUCAAUGCUCGAGUUACGUACAGAAACUCCAUUGCUACGUCAGCAACUGAUGACAAUGUUCUCCAAGAGCUGUACAGGAUGAAAACCAUGCAAACAAGGGUAUUUGUGGUACACAUGUCGAGUUCUCUCGCAUCGAGAUUCUUCCCACACGCGAAGCGAGCUGGAAUGAUGGUCGAUGGCUAUGCAUGGAUACUGACUAGCCGGUUAAUGGAUUCACUGUACUCGUUCGAAUCACAUGUUGUUAUCGAGUCCAUGCAGGGUGUUCUUGGUGUAAAGCCUUUGAUUCCAAGAUCCGAAAAGCUUACUUCUGUAAGUCAAAGGUGGAAAACGAAGUUCGUUCAUGAUAAUCCCAAUUAUGCUCUGCAAGCAGAGCUUGGCUUGUAUGGUGUUUGGGCAUACGACACUUUGUUCGCAUUGGCUAUGGCUGCUGAAAGAGUUAAGCUUCGGUUGCCAACUUCCUCGCAAAAAACCCGUUUUUUCGAUACCGAAAUAUCACUAACAGGUCCUAAAUUGCUCGAGGCAAUUUCGGAGGUUACAUUCAAAGGGCUCGCUGGAAAUUUCCGUCUUCUAAAUAAACAAUUAGAGCCGUCAUCUUUCCAAAUACUAAAUGUGGUUGGAACUGGAGAUAGAGAAGUGGGAAUAUGGACACCUAAUGAAGGAAUUAUAAAUAAAAAAUUGAAGAGUGUUAUAUUUCCCGGAGAAUCUACGGUUGUUCCAAAGGGGUGGGAGGUGGUGCCAGCUGGCGGUAAUAAGCUGAGGAUUGGAGUGCCUGUACAACCUGGUUUUUCGGAAUUCGUUAAGGUGGAAAAAGACCCUCGAAAUAACGCUACGCUAUUUAGUGGCUGUUACAUAGACACUUUCGAUGAUGUCAUGGCGAAGCUGCCUUAUCCCGUCCCAUACGAGUUCGUUGCCUUUGAAAAAAGUGACGGUUCCAGUGCUGGGAGUUACGACGAAUUAGCAUACCAAGUUUUUCUUCAGAACUAUGAUGCUGCUGUGGGGGACAUUACUAUCACGUACAAUCGAUCAAAGUACGUUGACUUCACCAUACCGUUCUCCGAAGGAGGGGUCGACAUAAUAGUGCCAAUCGCGUACGAUGAUUUGAACAGCAAGUGGAUUUUCUUGAAGCCGCUCGCGAAAGAUCUGUGGCUAACUGCUAUAGCUUUGUUCAUCCUGACAGGUGUCGCGUUGUGGAUACUCGAGCAUAGGUUCAACUCUGCUUAUAGAGGGCCCCCUUCAAACCAUGCUGGCAUGAUCUUCUACUUCCCCUUCAUGUCAUUAGUAUUUGCUCAAAGGGAAAGAAUAGUGAGCAAUUUAGCUCGAUUAGUAGUCGUUGUGUGGAUGUUUGUUGUCCUAAUACUGAGCUCAACCUACACAGCUAGCCUUUCGGCAAGACUAACCGUACAGAGGCUUCAGCCAGCUGUCACCGAUGUUCUACAACUUACUAGAAAGGGAGACUUUGUCGGAUGCCACAAGGGCUCUUUCAUUUUCGAUCUAUUACAAGAUUUAGGGUUCGAUAAAUCAAAGAUCAAACUUUACGAGCUUCCUGUGGAAGUACACGAGGCCUUGUCUGAAGGAAGUGAAAAAGGUGGCAUAUCGGCUUUUUUCUCUGUCAGGGCAUACACAAAGCUCUUCUUAUCCAACUAUUGCAAUAAGUACACUACAGUUGGACCAACAUACCCCACUGAGGGGUUUGCUUUUGUUUUUCCUAAGGCAUCGGUGCUGGUUGCUGAUGUGUCGCGUGCGAUAAUCGAGCAAAUGCAGAAUGGGAGGAUAAAGGGAAUCGAGAGGCAGUGGAUUAAGAAUCCGAUGUGUAGUGGUGGGUCCGACGGGACCGUUGCUUCUAACAGCGUUCCGUUACAGAGUUUUCGGACACUUUUUGGAGUAACAGGUGGAAUCACAGCAACUUGCGUGGCCGUUUUUCUGUGUAGGUAUUUGUACCAGAAUAGAUAUUUUGUUCGGACCGUAACGAGCUCUAGCAAUACAACGUUUUGGUCAAAAGUGCGCGAAGUGUGCAAGCAUUUCGACGGAAGAGAAAACGCAGCAACAAUUGGUACAAAUUUAGUUGGUAAUAGUAGUCCUAGGUCAAGUAGUACUGUAGUUCCUGUAUCAUCUGUACAUGUAGAAAUAAUUGAUGGUGUGAACACCGUGGAAUCAAUAUCAGAAUCAGCAUCCGAAUCAACAUCUGAAUCAGUAUCAGUAUCAGAAUCAACAAUAGUCUAGUGUAUGUAACUGAUUAAUAAUAGAUUAGACUUGUAAGAGGUGAUUGAGCAUAUUUUCAGGAGAGUUAUAUUAUUAUUGAGCAAUGUUUUAGAAACCGGACCAGAUAUUGGCUCGGGUAAGCUUAUUGUGUCGUGGUUGGACUGGUUCAA
Molecule: messenger RNA, 2889 nt
Organism: Erythranthe guttata (spotted monkey flower)
Lineage: Eukaryota; Viridiplantae; Streptophyta; Magnoliopsida; Lamiales; Phrymaceae
Product: glutamate receptor 2.7
Cellular component (GO): membrane
Molecular function (GO): ligand-gated monoatomic ion channel activity
Source: RefSeq, a predicted model, not a curated record